UCUCUCAUAAUGUCACAUGCAAUUUCUCAAAUAGUCUCCAACUAGUUAAUAUCGAUGCAGCACAAGAUGGAACUUCCAAUGAAAAAAUCGUCGUCAUCGUCUGAUCAUUGUCAAAACGACGCUGUCGUUCAAGACCCUUACAGAUUCGCUUACAUCAUUCACUUCUUCCUCGGGGCCGGAAACUUGCUCCCCUGGAAUGCGCUCAUCACCGCCGUCGAUUACUUCAGCUACCUCUAUCCGAAGAAGCACACGGAGAAGGUUUUCUCUGUGGCUUACAUGACAUCGUCUGUGCUGGUUCUUUUCGUGAUGAUGAGCUGGCCGAGAGCUUGGAGUAAGAUAAGCUUAAGGUUGAGGAUGAACUUGGGGUUCUCGUUGUUUGUCUUCUCUCUCAUGGUGCCACCUGUAAUUGACUGGGCUUCUGCGGCUGGCUGCUGCAGCCGUGGUGGCGAUGGCGGCGGCGGCUCAAGGCCGAGCGGGGCGUACGGCCUAACUGUCACGGCGGUGAUCAUUUGUGGGAUAGCCGAUGGAUUGGUCGGGGGGAGUUUGGUAGGUUCGGCUGGCAAGCUGCCAAAACAGUAUAUGCAAGCGGUUUUUGCUGGAACUGCUUCCUCAGGCAUUAUAAUUUCAAUCUUGAGGAUCAUAACAAAGGCCUCCCUCCCUCAAACACCCAAAGGCCUCCAAACAAGUGCCCACUUGUACUUCAUCGCCGCCACCAUCUUCCUCCUCUGUUGCAUCAUCUUCUGCAACUUGCAGUUCAAGUUACCGGUCAUGCAACAAUACUAUCUCCACCACGGCAUUCCGGACAUCGUCAUCGUUGGGAACUCGCUGUGUUCUUCAGCGCCGAGGUUCUGGGCCAUCGCGGCGAAGAUCAGGUGUCAUGCUUUCGGAAUCUUCAUAAUCUAUGUAGUGACUCUCUCCAUCUUCCCUGGAUUCAUUGCAGAAGAUCUUGUGUCCGAGCUAUUCAAGGAUUGGUACCCUAUUUUGCUUAUAUCAGUUUAUAAUAUAGCAGAUCUUAUGGGGAAGUGUUUGACUGCGUUUUAUAUUGUGAAAUCAAUCAAAACGGCAACGUGGGCUUGCAUUUCUAGGUUCUUGUUCUAUCCUCUGUUCAUAGUUUGUCUUCAUGGACCGAAGUGGCUUAAAUCAGAGGGACCAAUUGUGGUUCUGACAUUUGUGCUUGGGCUGACCAAUGGAUUUUUGACAAGUUGCCUUAUGAUUGUCGCACCAAAGUCUGUGGUGCAGCCAUCGGAAUCUGAGUUAAGCGCCAUUGUGAUGAUCGUUUUUCUCGGGUUCGGGUUGGUGGGUGGGUCGGUUCUUGGGUGGGUUUGGUUAAUAUGAGCUUGCUUUUUGUUUCUUGUUGCGAGGUUAUUCAUGGAACUCUAAUGUAUGCACUUAGGACGAUGAUUGAUCUUUGAUAAGUGAUAAGAUU
Molecule: messenger RNA, 1426 nt
Organism: Prosopis cineraria
Lineage: Eukaryota; Viridiplantae; Streptophyta; Magnoliopsida; Fabales; Fabaceae
Product: equilibrative nucleotide transporter 8-like
Exons: 2
Coding region: 55-1335 (426 amino acids)
Biological process (GO): nucleoside transmembrane transport
Cellular component (GO): plasma membrane
Molecular function (GO): nucleoside transmembrane transporter activity
Source: RefSeq, a predicted model, not a curated record